CAAUUCGGGCAUGCAGGUGUAUUUUAUUAUGCAGCUAAUUGGGUUAUUUUGCGUGGAUCUCCUGGGUCCUAAUCAUCAGUCGUCGGCAUUUCAGCAGCCCAGGCAAGAUGAAAGACAAUGACAGUACGAUAAAUGGAAUAAAAUAAUACACGUCACACUUUUGCCUUCUUGUAACUGAGUUUGUAGUUUCUUUCAAAUUGCUUGUUGUUAGGUAAGUAAAAUAUAGACCAUAUCUAGUAUGUGGUUUGUAACAGAAUUGAGUAUUAGAUCAAUUUUAAACAUGCUUCGCACAUUUUUUUAACAAGUAUUUUAUAUGUAAAAACUAAGUAGCUUCAGUUGAACAACAUACAUUGUUUAAGAUUCUUAGAAUGUUGGAAUCGUGUGAUGUAGGGAAAUGAGGGGCGGUGUUAGUAACCAUAGUUACCACCUAAACAGACAGCGAGAUUUUGGAAAUUUGCGCGCAGAGAGACGGAUGACUGAUGGCGUUUUUCGGAGUUACAAACUGUGGCUACCAGAAUCCAAUUGCAGAUCGGAUGCUUACUAAAACUUCUAACGGCCCAGCUCGGGACAGAGUGUCAGAAUUACCCCCCAUUCAUCCCACGAGUAGACCAUCGUGCACCGACACAUGCAGUAUUUACAAACAACCUCUACCCUAUGGCAUUGACCUACACCGUGGCAGCCAACUGAGUUAUCAAGAAAUGCUUAAACGGCUUCAAACUCCAAGAUCCCCCAACCAGCUGUAUGUCAUGCCUGUGACUGACGCCCAGCAGUGCGGCUGGUGGCUGCCCAGUAGUGAAAAGUGGGCAAAGACGCGAAGGUUCCCUCGUUGCCACAGUGAGAUGACCAAAUUCGUGAUGGAGAUGUCCAUGACCGACCGAGAGUUCAGCUUGUUCUGAAUUUUGCAGCGGAAAGAUGAAAUAGGCUACUGGUGUGUUUAAUAAAAUGUUCUCCAUACAGCCUAGUAUUUAAAUUUUUUCCCCCUCAUACUUAGCUUUUUGUACAUUUAUAUAACAAUAGCAUAUUUGAUUGCUAUAGUUUAGUAGUGUGGAAGUAGAAUUGACUGUUUGGGAAAUGAGAGUUAGUUUUUUUUUUAACCUGAGCCAAAUCUUUCCUUGCUAAUUUUGUGAUGACUAUUGUUGUCAUGGACACAGAAAAAUCUACCGGUGAUGUCACUAGUGUGACAAGGGAGUACUUGCACUGACUUGAAUAGAUUAUAAUGUUUAAUUGCAUCUCUUUCUGUGACUUAUCUAUAUCCAAUUACCAAAUAAAAUGGAUAAACCCA
Clupea harengus (Atlantic herring) is the source of this 1282-nucleotide messenger RNA. It is a transcript of the gene spmip11, whose product is annotated as sperm microtubule inner protein 11. NCBI's taxonomy places the organism in Eukaryota, Metazoa, Chordata, Actinopteri, Clupeiformes, Clupeidae. The record is from RefSeq and is a predicted model, not a curated record.